CUUUUGCGCCCGUCGGCCUGUCGGCGGCGGCAACAAAUAUCCCUACGCUAGGUGUACCGCUUGCCUGCAGUGCUGUCUGCCUCUACGAGUCCCCGCCCCGGCGAGCCCAGGUACCUUCUCCUAAAGGGGCAGCAGAGGGAGAAAUGGCGACAAGGUUGCUGCCAGCCCAGGCUCUGGAGUCAGUGACAUUCAGGGAUGUGGCCGUGUUCUUCAGCCAGGACGAGUGGCUGUGCCUGGACUCGGCGCAGAGAACCUUGUACCGGGAGGUGAUGCUGGAGAACUACAGCACCCUGUUCUCGCUGGGGAUUCUGUUUUCCAAACCAAAGGUUAUCUUCCAAUUAGAGCAAGGGGAAGACCCCUGGAUGGUGGAAAAUGAAGUUUCUCAAAGCACGUGUCUAGGAUGGGAGAGCUUGUUUGAAACCACAGUGUCUGAAGAAGAAAAUAAGGAAGUAAUGAAUAAACUCAUAGGUGAUGGACCUUUUGACUUCAAAUUGGGAAAAAUCUACAUAAAUGAAGACAAACCAGAGAAUCAGCAAGGCAAGAAGAACAGACUUUUCAGGGAAGUCUUAGUUACCAUCAAGAAAACUUGUUUGGAGGAGAAAAGCUUUACAGAUAUUGAACUUGGGAAAAGUAUUGAUCUAAAAUCAUCAUUUAUUAGAAAAUCCAGAAUUGUUUCCAGAGGAAGGAAGCCCCGUUCACAGCAGUAUUCAAUUCUUUUUAAACAACUGGGAAUCAACAUGGUGCGUAAAUGUUACAGGUGUAAUAUCUGUGGGAAAAUCUUCCUCCACAGUUCUUCCCUGAGUAAACAUCAGAGAAUCCAUACAGGAGAGAAGCUCUAUAAAUGUAAGGAAUGUAGGAAAGCUUUCAGCCAAAGCUCAUCUCUAACUCAGCACCUGAGAGUUCAUACUGGGGAAAAGCCUUAUAUUUGUAGUGAAUGUGGAAAAGCCUUCAGUUUCACUACAUCUCUCAUUGGACAUCAGAGAAUGCAUACUGGAGAGAGACCCUAUAAAUGUAAUGAAUGUGGGAAAACAUUUAAAGGUAGUUCAUCCCUUAAUAAUCACCAGCGAAUUCAUACUGGAGAAAAGCCCUAUAAGUGUAAUGAAUGUGGGAGAGCCUUUAGCCAGUGCUCAUCUCUUAUUCAGCAUCAUAGAAUUCAUACUGGAGAGAAACCAUAUGAAUGUAGUCAGUGUGGGAAAGCCUUUACUUCAAUAUCACGGCUAAGUAGACACCAUAGAAUUCAUACUGGAGAGAAACCCUUUAACUGUAAUGAGUGUGGAAAAGUAUUCAGUUACCACUCAGCCCUUAUUAUACAUCAGAGAAUUCAUACUGGUGAGAAACCCUAUGCCUGUAAAGAAUGUGGAAAAGCUUUCAGCCAAAGCUCAGCUCUUAUACAACAUCAAAGAAUUCACACUGGAGAAAAACCUUACAAAUGUAAUGAAUGUGGGAAAGCUUUCUCCUGGAUUUCACGGCUUAAUAUACACAACAGAAUCCAUACUGGAGAGAAACCAUAUAAUUGUAAGGAAUGUGGAAAAGCCUUCAGUUCCCACUCAGCAGUUAAUACUCAUCGAAAAAUUCAUACUGGAGAGAAACCUUAUAAAUGUAGUAACUGUGAAAAAGCCUUCAACCAAAGCUCAGCUCUAAUUCAGCACCAGAGAAUUCAUACUGGAGAGAAACCAUAUAACUGUAAGGUAUGUGGGAAAGCCUUUAGACAAAGUUCAUCCCUUAUGACACAUAUGAGAAUUCAUACAGGAGAAAAGCCUUAUAAAUGUAAAGAAUGUGGGAAAGCUUUUAGUCAGAGCUCAUCCCUUACAAAUCAUCAGAGGACUCAUACUGGAGAAAGACUAUAAGUAAAAUGCAUGUGGAAAAAUCUUCCAGCUGAAGUUCAUUCCAUAAGAACUAUCAAAGAAUUAAUCCUGGGGAGGAAAUCAUGAAGAGUAGUUAACUGUGGAUUAAACUUCGGAAUUUAGAACUCAUCAAACAUCAGAGACUUCUUGAUGCAGGAGAACCUGAGGAAUAGUAGGAAGGCUUCUAUAAAAUGUUUUUUAUAUGUCCUUAAGUUAUUACUAUAGGAAAUUUGUCAAAUCAAAAGGUUAGUAUUUUACUUUCUUUCUGGUGAUGUAUGAUAACAGCCACCAGCUUUCACAGGCAUCACUGGAAAGCAUGCUGAUUUAUGGAAAAGUGCAGCCAUAAAAUCUAGAUUUCAGAUUAAUCUAGGAGUCUAUUUUUUUGAAACUGCAUUUGAGUGUUAAUGUAGCCAGUUGCACUAAGAAGAAUGUUUUGGAAAGGAAAUGUGAGCAGGUGACCUGGAGCUACCUCACUGUCACUAAAAUUUGUUUUGUAAUAGCUUAAAAGCAACUUCUGUGUUUGGUGGUGGUUAAAACUUUUGAGUUGUUUUUCCCUGGCUUCCUAAGCCAUGUACUUGAAAAGAAAAUCACUCUGUAAACUGUUUCUCCCUGGCUUCCUAAGCCAUUUACUUGAAAAGAAGAUCACUCUGUAAACUCA
Molecule: messenger RNA, 2502 nt
Organism: Phacochoerus africanus (Common warthog)
Lineage: Eukaryota; Metazoa; Chordata; Mammalia; Artiodactyla; Suidae
Gene: ZNF879
Product: zinc finger protein 879
Exons: 5
Coding region: 144-1847 (567 amino acids)
Biological process (GO): central nervous system development; negative regulation of transcription by RNA polymerase II
Cellular component (GO): nucleus
Molecular function (GO): DNA-binding transcription repressor activity, RNA polymerase II-specific; RNA polymerase II cis-regulatory region sequence-specific DNA binding
Source: RefSeq, a predicted model, not a curated record